CUCUACGACAACCGCGCGGAUGGGUCGAUCAAGGAUGCCGUCAUGGACCUCGUGGUCGGCUUCCCCGCGACCGCGUGGAAGUGGUGGCUCGACGUCAACGUGCAUUUUCCCUUGGGUAGCGCGUUGCCCGCCGCGAGCAGAGUCGCCGGGACCGCGGCGGCUGCGGGUGACCAGGGGAAGGAGGCCCGCCACGGCGCCGACAUGCAGCACAGCAUCAGCGUCGAGCCGGGCGGGCGGCUGAGCGCUGGCGCAGCGAACGCGCUUGCGGACCUCGCGGCGGCGUCGAAGCUCUACGGCCGGCGGCAGCCGGGCGGGCGCCGCAGCACGACAGCGCGGGCGCUCGCUGAGCGUGUCUGCGCGCUCGCCGUUGUCUGUUCCGCGGACGCGACCUUGGCCGCCCUCGGCUACUAG
Molecule: messenger RNA, 411 nt
Organism: Prorocentrum cordatum
Lineage: Eukaryota; Dinophyceae; Prorocentrales; Prorocentraceae
Source: the annotation of a GenBank genome assembly